AUGCUUCUAGAAUUGGAGGUUGAUACAGAUGACAAGACUGAUCCUAGCUACGGGGUGGUUCUCUUCCUCAUCCUCUCCGCAGCGGAAGCUGUAUGCGCAAUCUUAUGUGCCAGUGCCCCUGUCGUGGGCCCUCAGGUCUUCAAGGAAUACAAAGCGCAUCAUAACAGCACUCCAAAACAUACUACUACCGGCGCUUCCUCUAAAUUGGCUACCGUUUCCACUUCCAGUAAACGGUUCCACAAACUCAGUGGGGAGUCAGGCGAUUUGUCCUCCGACGAAACGCAGAUACUUCCCGAUCAAGUCCAAGACACUCAACAUGCGAUACCGCUGAACUCGGUAAAUAUCGAGACGCCUGCUAGGGCGCGAAGCUCGCAGCCGGGCGAUGACGAGAUCGUGGUGAAGAGUGAGGUUUAUGUGACGAGGGCAGAGGACAGCAAUAUGUAUAAUGCCAUGUGA
Bacidia gigantensis is the source of this 456-nucleotide messenger RNA. RefSeq lists its product as uncharacterized. The transcript has 2 exons. The record is from RefSeq and is a predicted model, not a curated record. Bases 1 to 456 code for a protein of 151 amino acids. NCBI's taxonomy places the organism in Eukaryota, Fungi, Ascomycota, Lecanoromycetes, Lecanorales, Ramalinaceae.